Ceutorhynchus assimilis (cabbage seed weevil) is the source of this 1556-nucleotide messenger RNA. The record is from the annotation of a GenBank genome assembly. Lineage: Eukaryota; Metazoa; Arthropoda; Insecta; Coleoptera; Curculionidae.
GGUUGUGACCACAAACCUGUUGUUUCUUCAGUUAAGUUAUUUUCGUUAAUUAAAAUGUUGCGGGAAAUAGUUUUUCGACAAAUUAUCGCAUUUAUAGUAGCUUCAAAUGCUUUAAUAGGAAAUCUUCUAAAUUUUCGGGAAACCACAACUGUAGACAUGCUUCAACAAUUUGGAUACCCAGUCGAAACUCACCAAGUCAGCACUGAAGACGGAUACGAACUGACCCUUCACAGAAUACCUUACGGCAAAUCGGCCGAAGGAAAGACACCAGCCAAAAAACCUAUCCUACUAGUACACGGUCUGCUAUGCAGUUCGGCAGAUUGGAUCGUUACUGGAGAACAUUCUUUGGGUUUACAAUUGGCCAAUGCAGGAUACGACGUAUGGAUGGGUAACAAUAGAGGCAACACGUAUUCUCGUAAACAUAAAAAGUUGAGUCCGGAUUCGGAUGGUGAGAGUUUCUUUUCAUUCAGCUUCCACGAGUUUGGAAAAUAUGACGCACCAGCCAUGAUAGAAUAUGUUUUGAAAAACACCAACACCAGCAAAAUUCCUUAUGUAGGAUACUCCCAAGGGACUACACAGUUUUUAGUAAUGAUGUCAGAACGUCCAGAAUAUAAUGACAAAAUUUCUUCGAUGGUUUCUUGGGCACCAGUAACAGAAAUGUCCCAAACCAAUAAUAAACUUAUAAAUCUAUUGCGUGACGUUCCCGUACUGGAAGAGAUUGGUGAUACCAUUCGAUGGAACGCAGUGCUUCAACACGAAAAAAUUGGAAAUCUUUACAAAGGACUCUGUAAAUUGUCAGAUACUGCCUGUAGUUUGGUAUUUAGAUUAUUAGGACAAUCCUUGCAACGGAUGCCGAACAUAGCGAUGAAACAAAAAAUAUUAAGCAAUUUUCCCGCUGGGACAUGCAAAAAAGAGCUUCUCCAUUAUGUGCAAGGAGCUCGUGACGGUAUAUUUAGACCCUAUGACUAUGGUAUGAAGCAAAAUUUAAAAGUUUACGGUAAACCAUCCCCGGACCCUUACAAUUUGUCUAAAGUACGGUGCAAUAUGACUUUAUUUUACGGAGAUGCUGACGAUUUAGUAAAUAAUGAUAAACUUUUAAAUUAUGUUAUACCCGAACUCACCAAUGCUAACGUUGAAACUGUCCCGUUAGCAUCAGAGUUCAAUCAUUUGGAUUUCAUUUGGGGCAAACAUGUGCAGUAUUUGAACGAAAAAACUCUGGAAGUAUUAAAACACGAUUCCGCAAAUAGAGACGAAGUAACGGAUGAGCUAACGAAAAUAGAUACAGGCACACAUUCAAUCAGUACUGAGGAAAUACGCGUUGAACAUACUAUUGAAGAAGAAUAAUUUGAUGGAAUAACUCCAUCAAAGUUUCUCAAAGGGAAAAUAUAUCACUUACACGAACUUGAUUAGUUGAAAGAAAAUGAUGACGGAUUUCCUAUAACCCCUUUUGGAACUAUAAAUAUAAAUAGGAUUCAAAUUUGUUGAUUUAUUAAAUUAAAUAUUUUUCUCACAGGCUUUAAUGAUAACAUUAUUUUUUCCUAUAGGUAAAGUCCGAC